AUGGAUUCUACAGAUGGUAAAAACAUAGGAUUUGUUAAAAGACAGGAAUUGAUUAGUGAAAGAAAGGAAAUAGAAAUGAUUGGUCAUCUUCACGGUGACAUUUUUAACCAAGAUAAAUUUUUAAUUAAUGGUGUUGAAAUGAGUGUUAAAUUGGUUCGAUCAAGAGAGAGUUUUAAUUUAAUUGUUGGAUCAAACGAUGUAAAGUUUAAAGUUUGUAUUACGGACGCAACUCUUAUUGUUCGACGAGCACGAAUUAAUCCAAGUGUAUUACUCGCACAUCAAAAAGUUUUAGCUUCUACCACUGCUAAAUAUCCUAUUACUCGAGCUGAAGUAAAAGUUUUAACAAUUCCUUCGGGUGUUCAAGGAAAAACUCUUGAUAAUAUAUUUUUAGGACAGGUACCGAAAAGAUGUAUAAUUGGAUUUGUGAACAAUUCUGCAUUUAAUGGUUCCCUUACUAAAAAUCCAUUUAACUUUGAAAACUAUGGUAUUAAUUCUUUCAGCUUAUAUAUUGAUGGUCAACAAAUACCUUCAAAAGCUUUGCAACCAUCUUUUAAUAAUAGCAUAUUUACAUCAGCAUAUCAUACUCUAUUCUCGGGAACUGGUAUUCACUUUCUUAAUGAAGGAAAUGGAAUCUCUUGUGAACAGUAUGGCAAAGGUUACUGUCUAUUAGCAUUUGACUUAACUCCUGAUUUAUCAGCUAACUCAUCAACUCAUUGGAAUCUCAUAAAGCAUGGUAGUGUAAGAAUAGAAGUACGAUUUGAAUCCUCAUUAAUACAAACAAUUAACUGUAUAGUUUAUGCUGAGUUUGAUAAUAUUAUUGAGAUAGAUAAAAACAGAAAUGUUACUGUAGACUAUAGUAGUUAA
Messenger RNA from Parnassius mnemosyne (clouded apollo), 864 nucleotides. Lineage: Eukaryota; Metazoa; Arthropoda; Insecta; Lepidoptera; Papilionidae. The record is from the annotation of a GenBank genome assembly.